Penicillium brevicompactum is the source of this 1023-nucleotide messenger RNA. RefSeq lists its product as uncharacterized. NCBI's taxonomy places the organism in Eukaryota, Fungi, Ascomycota, Eurotiomycetes, Eurotiales, Aspergillaceae. The coding region runs from base 1 to 1023 and encodes 340 amino acids. The transcript is spliced from 2 exons. The record is from RefSeq and is a predicted model, not a curated record.
AUGCAGCUAUACAAUGUGUUCGCCUUCCCCAUAGUUCGUGACCAGCUGAUUGCCAAUACAGUAUUGGUCGCUGUGGCCACGUUGUUCGUCAUUUUGCGAGGCAUCUCACGGAAAAUUCGACAAAGUGCGAUUGGAUGGGACGAUGCAUGCUGUCUCGGCGGAUUGUUGCAUACAUACGGUAUGCUGGCAAUGCACUACCACUAUGCUCGUGUAGGCAUGCGACAACAUGUCACAGCAAUUCCCCCGGAAAACACAGUGUUGAUCGCCAAAAUGCUGAUCAUCUACCAAAUUGUCUACUACAACGCCAUGGUGCUCGCAAAGUUCUCGUACCUGUUCUUUUACUUGCGAAUCUUCGUGAGUAAGGAAUUUCGAGUCCUCACCUGGAUCUGCAUGGGAUGCGCCGGUGCCUAUUGGACCGGUAGCGUUCUCCAGGUCUUCCUGAUUUGCACGCCUUUCGAACGAAACUGGAACCCAUUACUCCCUGGUCAUUGCGCGAGUCAGAACGUCGCAUUCUCGACGAUUGGCGCAUUCAAUCUCGUUACAGAUGUCAUGAUCAUGGCACUGCCUAUACGCUUCAUCUGGAAGUUGCAGAUGUCUGUAGGAACAAAGAUGGCGUUGUAUGGUAUAUUCGGAUUGGGGAUAUUCAUCUCUUCCAUCACUAUUAUUCGUAUUCGAGUUCUUACAACCGUGGACUUCAACGAUCUCCCCUACUCCAUGAUCUGGGCUGCAUUUUGGAGUGUGACCGAACCCGCUCUCGCCAUUGCAAAUGCAUGUGCGCCUAUGCUACGUCCUAUCCUUAAGGCUGCAUUUCCGAAACUUUUUGCUAGCAAGGCCAAAUAUUCCACACAGCCAGCUAGCGGACCGAUUGCGAGCAAGAGUAACUCAUCGAAGCGGAUGUACGGCAUCGACGAGGAGGACAGUGAAUAUCCACUCACAAGAUUGGGUCAAGAGCCUGGACUUGCGGACACACGGUCAUUGAAUGAGCAAUCGCAAGAUGGCCGUUCACAGCAUGCACCACACUGA